AUGAGAAUUAAAAACUAUACAUGGAGAAAUGUUGGGGAUGUACCUUAUCCAGUCUAUGAUUUUGGUGUUAACCUAAAUGGCGCUGUACAUUGGAUAGAUUACAGUCAUAAGAGGGAUACAAGUAUCUAUUCGUUUGAUAUUGAUGAAGAGCAGAUCCAUCCUAUCCCACUUUCUCUUGAGUUGAGAAACACCUAUUUGGAUGAGGUUGAUUUGGGGGUGUUGGGAAAUUAUCUCUCUAUAUAUCAAAAUUCCAUGAAUUAUCUUGAUAUAUGGUCUAUGAAAGAUUAUGGAGUAGCCGAGUCUUGGACUAAACUCUGUAUUCUGAAAACGUCAAUUCUACACGAGGCGCGGCUUUUUCCAGUCACAUUUUGGAGAGAUGGAGAGAUCUUGAUUUCAUGCAUGGAUGGUCUUCUAGUUUACUAUAAUCAGGAAAAAGGGAAUUUUACUGCACUCAAGGUUUAUUACCCAAAAGAAAAGGUACAUGAGUACCAUGCGUUUUCCUACCGUUCAAGCUUUUUCUCACUUAAAGAUGUUGCAAGCAAAGCAGGUUUGAGGGUUGUGGAUGUCAAGUUCAAAAAGUAA
Molecule: messenger RNA, 582 nt
Organism: Cornus florida
Lineage: Eukaryota; Viridiplantae; Streptophyta; Magnoliopsida; Cornales; Cornaceae
Product: F-box/kelch-repeat protein At3g06240-like
Exons: 2
Coding region: 1-582 (193 amino acids)
Source: RefSeq, a predicted model, not a curated record